Molecule: messenger RNA, 2101 nt
Organism: Carica papaya (papaya)
Lineage: Eukaryota; Viridiplantae; Streptophyta; Magnoliopsida; Brassicales; Caricaceae
Product: Mitochondrial import inner membrane translocase subunit Tim17/Tim22/Tim23 family protein
Source: RefSeq, a predicted model, not a curated record
AAAAUCCCUCCCUCCUCCUCUCUCUGUCCCUCCCUUUCUCUGUGUCGUUCUUCCCAUUUCCUUCUUCUUCACGUCGUCUCUCUCGCAGAUGCUAGACCCCUUGUAUUCUUCUCUUCAUGACUGCUCCAACAUAAGCUAACCUCGGAAGCAAAAUGCGAUCCUCUCUCUCCAGGGGCCACCACGAUGCCUCCUCGCCGCCGCCGCCGCCGCCGCCGCCGCCGCCGCCGCCGCCGCCGCACCAGCAGAAUCCCCAGGAUAGCUCUGAAGCGGAGCGCCGUUUGCGGGAGGCUGAGGAGAGGCUUCGUGAAGCCAUAGAGGAGCUGCAGCGCCGUCAACGCACGGCGGCGCGCGGUCCUCACUCGCAGCUCUGUGACCAUCCUGACGUCUCUUGCGUAGCAAACGCCAUCGGGAAUCUCUGUCAGAGUUUCCUUCUUUCCUACGGUGUCAGGGUCGGAAUUGGGAUUCUUCUUCGUGCUUUCAAGCUCGCCCGAGGACAGUCUUAUUCUUCGCUCCUCGAUCUCAAGCAACUUGUUUCAGAGAAAGAUUUGAUAGUGAGAGAAGAAGCAUGCCGUAUUGGCUUGCUUUUUGGUGGAUUCACUGGGUCUUAUCAUGCUCUCAGAUGUUUUUUGAGGAAGUGGAGAAAGAAAGAGACACCACUGAAUGCAAUUUUAGCAGGUUCAGUUGCAGGCUUGUCUGUUUUGGCCUUAGAUGACUCCAACAGGAGGCGCACACUUGCUCUAUACCUCUUAGCUAGGUUAGCUCAGUGCGCUUAUAAUUCAGCAAAGUAUAACAACAAAUUUCACCUUUGGGGAAGCCACUGGAGACAUGGGGAUUCAUUGCUCUUUGCUUUUGCAUGCGCCCAGGUUAUGUACGCCUUCAUAAUGCACCCUGAGAGUUUACCAAAAUCAUAUCAAGAUUUUAUUCAGAAGACUGGCCCAGUUGCACAGCCUGUCUACAGGGCUGUAAGGGAUAGCUGCAGAGGUGGCCCGAUUGAUGUUGCAUCUAUUUCAGCUUAUUUGAGAAGUAGAAAUUGUAAUAACGUGAAGUUGGAAGAGUUCCCCUCUAUUGUUCCAUGUUCUGUUAUUCAUCCAGAUACACAUUCGUGUCUUGCUCACAAUGCAAAUGCAGCAUCAGCUACAUUCCGGAAAACAUUUCCACUAUAUUUCUCUUUAACAUUUGUCCCAUUCGUUGUUUUGCGCCUACAGAAGUUCAUGGAGUCCCCCAUUCAUACCUCCUGGCUUGCUGUUAAGGGUGCAGUUCGAUCUACGGCUUUUUUGUCCGCAUUUGUUGGGAUAUUUCAGGGGGUCAUAUGCAUGCACAGAAAAGUUUCAUCGAAGGACCACAAGCUGGUGUAUUGGUUUGCAGGUGGACUGUCUGCUCUUUCCGUGGUAUUGGAGAAGAAAUCUAGGCGUGCAGAGCUUGCUCUAUAUGUUCUUCCACGAGCAGGAGAUUCAUUAUGGUACAUUUUAGUGAAUCGCCAUCUGCUACCUAAUAUUAAGAAUGCAGAGGUAGCUCUGUUUUGUGCAUGCAUGGGAGGAAUUAUGUACUACCUAGAAUAUGAGCCCCAGACAAUGGCUCCAUUCCUCAGGGGUCUUAUCCGUCGAUUCCUUGCCAGUAGAAUUAGUAAUCCAGCUCCUUCAUCAAAUCGGAGUACUUCAUACACGUAUUUGCAAACUCUUGAUGCCAUUAAGAAGCCGAAAUUGCAGGAGAGCCAAGAGACCGAAGCUUCAGCCUCUGAGAAAUAUAACCUGGAAUCAAUACCAGGGCUUUAAGCACUCUUCUUAUUAAGGUGCCACGGAAUUACUGCCCAAUCAUUCUUUCCAAAUUGAUUUGUGUAUGUUUAUUUUCUGGCAGGUGAAUUCUGCUAAAUGUUUACAGUAAUAUCUGUUGCUCCUUAUGAGUUUUUGAAAAGAUAAGGGAGCUUAAUUGAAAUCAUUGCCCAACUGGGCAUUUAGUGCUCAAGUCAACAUAAUCUGAUUAGAACAGAUUUUUUCUGAUAGAGAAAUUAAGUGUGAAUUUGUAAUUUUGAUAACAUUUCUGAGUUUGUCCUAAUAUAACCUGAAAUUCAUAUAGUAUCAGAUUGGUGGGUCAAGAUUUUCAA